AUGGGAGGGAGUUCUGAAGGAGCAUCAAUAACUUCUACUGCUGAUGAAGGAGCAAAUUGCUCUGAAUGCUAGUAGAUUUUCUGUUUGUGUCUCCAGUAUAUCCUUUCCUUGUGUUUUCACUGGAGUAAGUGGUUUUAAAUUCCAACACAGUCCUGUAUUUUUAUUUGUUCCUUUUUUACCAGUGCUGCCUGAGAGUUACAGCGUGAUGUUGCAUCUAAGCUAUUUCCAUCCUCUGUUGCCCUGAUCGUCUGCCUCCCUCACUACAGGAUAUAGGAGAUUUGCUCCUAAUUAACUGAGUGUAAUUCUUGGCCAAAUGCACUCCAGAAAGAGCUCCUUCCUACCACUCAGCAACUCCUAUAAAAGGUCCAGCAGAAAUGGAAAAGGCAUCCUGCUGCCCCCGGUGCGGAGGGGCUAGCGUGGGAAAGCAGAGCCCGGCAGCUGAACGAGAAUGUGAUGCUUGAGGAACCUUCUGCCCACUUUUUACAGGAGGGAUGGAGAUCUCCAAAAUACUCGGGCUCCUGGUGGAGCUCUCGAGUCUGCUAUCCUGUCUCAGAUGUGUGGAGGCUUUCCUGGGAUCCCAGCCCAACCAAAACCAUUUGCAGAGUGCAGCAUCCAGCGGCUGUGCUGUCGGACCCCUGGGCUAUUACAAUGGCUCGCUGGCGGUCACUGAGGCCGGGGCAGAGUGCCUCAACUGGGCAGAGUUCCCUGAUUAUGUCCAGCAGUACCCAGACCGUGGCCUGGGGGACCACAACCACUGCAGGAACCCAGAUGGGGGAACGACACCCUGGUGCUUCUACCGGCUCUCGUCAGGGGCCAUCGGCUGGUCCAACUGUGACUGUAACCAAGGUGCUGUGCGGUUGGCUGAAGAUAGUAGUGUGGAGCUGUACUUCAGUGGACUCUGGGGUACCAUCUGUGCUGACCACUGGACUGACUGGGAUGCCAGUGUUGUCUGCAGGCAACUAGGUCUCAGUGAGAUCGGCACAGCUGGGAAGAAAAGUCAUCCUGGGCCAUGGCCUGUUCCCUUGCACCUACAGUCAGCAAACUGCCAUGGGGAUGAGAAAGCUCUGCUGCAGUGUGGCUAUCAGGAAGCUGUGUCAGGAGCUUGUAAACAGGGGAGUGCCACGGUAACUUGUGUUCCUCCAGAAGGUGUAGGUGCCCCACUGCGUAUUGUUGGGGGGAAGGAGAGCUUUGAAGGGCGAGUGGAGGUUUACCACGAUGGCAAGUGGGGCACCAUCUGUGACGACCAGUGGGACGACCGGGAUGCUGAAGUAGUCUGUAGACAGCUGGGACUCAGUGGGACCCCAAAAGCCUUGUCAUGGGCUCACUAUGGGCAGGGAUCUGGCCCAAUCCUGCUGGAUGAAGUGCAGUGCUCAGGCAAUGAACUCUCACUUGACCAGUGCAAGAAGAGUGACUGGGGACAGCAAAACUGUGACCACAUUGAAGAUGCUGGGGUCUCCUGUGACCCUUUCACAGAGGGCACUGUCAGGCUGGCUGGUGGCCGCAGCCCCAGCGAAGGCAGGGUAGAAGUUUAUUACAAUGGAGACUGGGGCACAGUUUGUGAUGAUGGCUGGACAGACCUUGGUGCCCAGGUGGUCUGCAGGCAGCUGGGCUUCAGUGGUCCUGCUGCCCUGGCCUCUGAAGGGGACUAUGCUGCUGGCCAAGGCUUUAUCUUACUGGAUGACGUGGCAUGUGUGGGGACAGAGCUGUCCCUCCUGGACUGUCCCCACAGCAACUGGGGACAGCAUGACUGCUCACAUGCUGAAGAUCUGGGAGUCCGCUGUUCCCCAGAAAGCAACACGGUCAUGGAUGGCAGCCUGGGGCCUCCCAUACGGCUGGUGGAUGGAGAAAGCACGAAGGAGGGACGAGUUGAGGUGUUACUGAAUGGGCAGUGGGGCAGUGUCUGUGAUGAUGACUGGACAGACAGAGAUGCCACAGUGGUUUGCAGGCAACUGGGGUUCAGUGGUACCGCAAAAGCCAGAGCAAUGGCUUAUUUUGGUGAAGGCCAUGGGCCCAUCCAUCUGGACAACAUAGAAUGCAGUGGCACGGAGCACACCCUGGGGCAGUGUGCCAGGUCUGACACCACGAUUCACAGCUGCUGGCACAGUGAGGAUGCUGGUGUGAUCUGUGACUACGUGGAAGAGAAGGUCCAAGAUAUCAGAAGAACAGGUCCAGAGUCUGGUGUGUGUGGGAUGCGCCUUCUCCACCGUCGCAAGAAAAGGAUCAUAGGUGGAAACAAGUCUCCCAGAGGUGGUUGGCCAUGGCAGGCCUCACUUCGGCUGAAGGGUUUUCGUCGAGAUACUCGUCUGCUGUGUGGGGCAACAGUGAUCAGCAGCUGCUGGGUGGUGACUGCAGCCCACUGCUUCAAAAGGUUCGGUGUUGAUGUGCGGCGCUACCUGCUGCGGGUGGGCGAUUACCACACGGGCGUGAAGGAUGAGUUUGAGAGGGAGCUGCCCGUGGAGCGGAUUGUCCUGCACAGGAACUACUGGGCUGGCAGCAAUGACAAUGACAUAGCCCUGGUCCGGGUGAGGGGCAGAGAAGGGCACUGUCUGUCCUUCAAUCGCCAUGUUCUGCCCGUCUGCCUGCCCGACAGGAAAGAGAGGUCUGACAUCAACAGGCAAGCCUGUAUCAUCUCCGGCUGGGGAGACACAGGGAAGUCCUAUUCAAGAACGCUGCUGCAGGGGGUGGUGCCUCUUCUCCCACGGGAAGACUGCGAGGUCCGCUACGGGCAGAAGUUCACUAACCGCAUGAUUUGUGCCGGGAACCUCUCUGAAGAUAAACGAGUGGACAGCUGUCAAGGGGACAGUGGAGGGCCACUCAUGUGUCAGAGGUCAAAUGGGCGCUGGAUCAUCUUGGGCAUCACUUCCUGGGGGUAUGGCUGUGGUCGGAAGGAUUCACCCGGUGUGUACACAAAGGUCAGCAAAUUUGUACCCUGGAUCAAGAGAGUGACCAAGCUAAAAUGAAAAUGACUGGGCUCUAGGAACUUCAGCCUAUGGUCCUUUUGCCCUGCAGCAGCAGAAGGCUGUGGCUUCUGGUCGUGACUGAUGGAGAUUUAUUUUGUCAUUGGACACUGGCAAAGGACUUUGAUGUAGAACUGGAAGAAAACCAGUUAUGACUGAUGCUUUAAAGUCUUUGAUUUCACUUUAGUCUGUAAUCUGUAAGCAGAGAAAGCAGGUGCACACUGGUAACAAUGAUAAGUAUAUGUUGCCCUAAGUAUCUGAGUCCUGUAAUGCAGUGACACUUGUUCCUUUGCCCUGGCACACAGAAAUAGUAGAAGCAGAGAGAUACCUGCCACUGAAAAUCUAUUCCUGUUUGUAUGUUUGGACAGUUGAAAAAUGCUGCAAGGAGAGGUGAGAUGUUUGGAAGAUGGCACCGGGUGCUGGCAUAGUGGAAAUCUUCAGAUAUUUUUUCAUAACAGCUCUCUUCAAUUCCAGGAAUCAGAAGAUUUGAGCUGAGCUGGGGUUUUUUUUCUUCCCUGUUAUGUCUCUAGGGGGAACCUUUUCUCUUCUGAAUAGUACGUCUGCUUCCAUAUGAUCCCUUUCAAGUGUCUGCCCUUGCUAAGAGAUGCUUGUCCUUUCUGCUGUAAUCCUCUGUCACACAUUUCUAGCUGCCAGAUGCUAUGGUUUUUUUUGCUGCUUUCUCACUAUAGUGGUUCUUUGUGUGUGUUUGUUUUCUUCCUUCCUUAAAGUAGCAUCUCCUAGUUGUUGGUGUGGGAGUAAAUCUUCAUUUUUAAGAGACAGUAGGUUUCUUGCCCUUAUGAUUACUGUGAAGAACUUAAAAAUACGACCUCAAGUGGCUGAAUAGACAUGUUAUUUUUCUUUAAAUCCAAAUGUAAUGUUAAUCUCAAACAUUCAGGUGUUGAAUCAUGAUUUAACAGCACUGUGGGGACUUCCUCUUGGUAGCUUAAUCACCACAGUUAGUAGCUGCCCUUUACUUGUGCUGUUAGUCUUUAAUAUCUCUGUGUUCACAGUUCUCCCAUGAAACGUGGAAUUACUCCUGGGGUAUAGAUACACCUCAAGCAAAUUACUCACUCCUUGUGAAAAACAGUAAGUGUGCUGCAAAGCAGCUUCCUGCUUUCCUGAAGUGUGUCCUAUUCUCGAAACCUCUGGGCUAUUCGUUCUUUUUUUCUCUUCUUUGCACUAUUUCUCUUUUCGUUCCUCUCAUUGGGAGUAAAUUGGCUUAACUCAAGGGUAUGCAAGCACUGUCAUCAAGCUGUAGUUCUCAGCCUGAACAGAAAUAAUGCUGAGAAAAAGCAGGGAUUAUUGAAUACUUCAAUUUCUUCCUUCCAUCUCAUCCAAACAAAUGAACAGAGUUCCCUCUUAUGCCUUAAGCAGUUUUUAAAGUUAAUUUAUUAUUCUUGAGUAGGUAAAAAAAUAUAAAACUAGACAGAAGGGCUAAGUGCAUUAACAGCUGUGCAGUGCACAGUGUCUUUUCACUGUGUAUAGAUAAGCCAGAGAGAAGACAGGUCUGCUCAGGAGCAGAAAGCUUUGAUGUGUAACAAAGGACCUGAACGUGGAGUAAUAAUACGAGAUGGGACACGUGGAACUUGUGCCAGAUGUGCAUGUUUUGGGUUUGCUCAUGCACUGCAGGGUAGGCAAUCACUGGGUCUGGCACUGACCUGCUGCCUGGAAGGUCUGCACUCAAGGCACAGAGGUGUUCAGUAUCUAGGCAUUACAAAGGCAAGAACAGAGGGCAGAGCACAGCCUGUGGAUUAGCCUUGUCAUGUUACAGGGCAUGUGGUGACAGAGUUCUAGAAAUCACCUUGGAUUCAAUAAGUAGUGAUUGCCUAAAGCUUUAAUUUGUCUUCUGUAAAAUAGCUGAGCUGGCUGAUUUUUGUGUAAGAAUGCUAAACUAAACAGUUCCAUUUACCCUCUCCAGGGGUUAUAGAAAAGUUGGGUUACCAGUAUUGGAAUGGACUGUUUAAAGAUCCUGCUUGGAAACUUUAUUUUAACAAAGAAUUGUAGAAAUCUUUAAAACAUGCAAUGUCAGAACCCCUGCAAACUGGCCUUGGAGACAAACCUGAUCUGUUUGUGCCUCUUCUCGAGGUCCAGAGUGUCUUCAGUGCAGCUUGUGCUGGUAACCCUGUCUGAAGUGCCAGGCUUGAUCCCUUGGCAGUGCUGUGCCUGGCUCCAUGCUGGCUGUGUUGUCCUAUGGCUGCUGGCAGAGAGUCUCUGAGAUGCAAGCUGCAGACUGCUCCUUAUCUCCCAGGAAUUAAAAUGGCAGGAGGACUGAAGGCAAUUAUGUCACAGCCCUCUGGUCUUGUAGGGGAUUAAAUGCCAAGUUCCACACUGGCAGCAACAGUACCUGUCUGGGAAAUGUAGAGGGAUUUGGCUUUUACCUUCUGCCU
This is a messenger RNA of Manacus vitellinus (golden-collared manakin), 5344 nucleotides long. Its product is annotated as neurotrypsin. Gene Ontology annotation, molecular function: serine-type endopeptidase activity. The coding region runs from base 492 to 2960 and encodes 822 amino acids. Gene Ontology annotation, biological process: proteolysis. The transcript is spliced from 16 exons. Gene Ontology annotation, cellular component: membrane. Lineage: Eukaryota; Metazoa; Chordata; Aves; Passeriformes; Pipridae. The record is from RefSeq and is a predicted model, not a curated record.